Molecule: messenger RNA, 1173 nt
Organism: Cryptomeria japonica (Japanese cedar)
Lineage: Eukaryota; Viridiplantae; Streptophyta; Pinopsida; Cupressales; Cupressaceae
Exons: 3
Coding region: 43-774 (243 amino acids)
Molecular function (GO): protein binding
Source: RefSeq, a predicted model, not a curated record
UCAUUUGAAUUCCUGUAUUGGGAAAUCUUCCGAGUUACAGUCAUGUCUCUGAAAGCAUCGUGCUCCAUGCCUUCGCUGGUAUCGGGGGCAGAAAGAGAGAUCACCACGCCAUUCAGAGCACUUCACCUGCGCCUCAUCCCCAAUUCCUCUGCCUUUAGAAAAGUACGCUCAGAGACCGAUCUGCACAACUUGGACAAACAAAAAAGAGCCCAAUUGUACUCUGAUUCACCUGCAACCCGGAAAUCGGCAAUCAAAUCGAAGCAAAGCGAGACCACCCAUACGAAUCCCACUCGCAUGGGAGGAUUCGGUCUCACAGGAGGAAAUGGUGGGCAUUUUAACAAAAAUAACAGUAACAACAACAAUAGUGAUAGAGAUAGAGAUGCAUAUUAUAAGAAAAUGUUGGAGGCGCAUCCGGGGGAUCCUCUUUUGCUCAGAAACUAUGCCGGAUUUUUGCACCAGGUUGGACAUCAGUUGGAUAAAGCUGAAGAGUAUUAUGAAAGGGCCGUUCUAGCGAACCCUGGGGAUGGAGAUGUUUUGGCUAUGUAUGCCAAGCUUUUGUGGGAAUCUCGAAAUGACCCACAACGCGCUCGGAUUUAUUUCGAUAGAGCUGUGCAGGCUGCCCCUGAUGACUGCUAUGUUUUGGCUUCUCAUGCCCAUUUCCUUUGGAGUACUGAAGAGGAGGAGGAGGAGGAGGAGGAGGAGGAGGAAAAGGCUCCCAAACAGCAUUCUAGUAGCUUCAGCUAUGGACCCUCUGCAGCUGCCAUAUACAGUUGAAUUCAUCCAAACACAGAGUAGACAACUUGUGAUGAAGCAUUCUAUAUAUUGAACUUUGAAAAUGAUUGCCAUGUUUUCAUCUUGCAAAACAUUAAGGAUGCAAACAGUGAGGUCUCAUCUGGAAAUUUGGUGUAUAAAGAAGUUUGCAUGCUUGCUUUGUACAUCAUCGCACGUGGCUCCAAAGACAAGGCGUACGUAUAGUAAAAGUCACCACACAUUUUGUCCGCCGCCUGAUCUUCCAUGAAGCAAUGGUCUCCUGUUAUGACCCUCUAGCAGUCCAUCUUUAAAUUUGUGGUUUUUUCUAUAGGUUAUACUUUUAAAUGCAAUUUGCAGAUGUCAAAUAUGUAUUUGACUUGAGUUGUAUUUAAUAAUUCGAAAUGAAAAUAAAUGUUUCUGCUA